AUGCUAGUUCAGGACCUCGAGCGUCUCGUCCGAUGGAGCAAGAACCGCCUCAUCGAGAUGCUCACAGACGCAUCCACCGACACCAAAGCCAUCGCCCUCCAGCGCGAAACAGCCUCCAUCCUCGAAACAGACCUCCGACAAAACCCCAAAGCCAUCCUCUUCUUCCUCAGCGGCAAGGGCCCCGUCGGCCACGUGCAGAAGAAGCUGCUCGAGUGGUACGCCCGCGCCGAGGACAAGGCCCGCCUCCGCGUCUCCUACGAAACCUCCUCCACCGCCGCGCACAGCAUCUACAUUGACCGCAUGGUCGCCUUCGAAACCCUCCUCACGCGCUGGGCCCUCAAGGAACAGUCCUUCCUCGUCUGGGCCGACGACAACUUUGAAGGCGAGCGCACCGUCUGGGAAGCCAGCCCCCAAGUCGAGCGCCUCACCACCACCAUCAAGGACCACGCGCACGAGUGGUUCCUCCGGCACGUCAUCACGCCCGAGUUCCUGGCAAACUCGCCCAUCCAGCUCAUGGACAUGUUUUUGCGCGAGCGACCCGACAUGAUGGUGCUCGCCAACCUCGUGCUCAACCUCCCCAAGAGCAAAUACACCCAGGAGAUCGAGAUGCACCGCAACGAGGCCGAACAAAUCCGUGGGGGCCGCGACCUCGCCGGGUACCGCUUGACGAACCUCGAGCGCGCCGUGCUCGCCGCCACCGUGCUCCUCCCCGCCGCCGGCCGCCUGUUUCGCCACGGGAGGGCCGUCUACUCCGAGGUGCGCCUGGCGCGCAUGUACGGCCGCUCCGAGGCGCAGUGGACCAAGACCAUUACCGACGCGCUUCUCAAGAAGGGCAACGUCGACGCUCCGCUGGCCAAGGAGCUCGAGGCGGUGCUGCCCCAGGUCGCGCACGCCGCCGCUGCACCGGCCACCGCCACCGCCGUCACAUCGACCGUCGCGCCCGAGGUCAAGACCCUCUGGCAAACCCUGUCCGACGCCCUCCCCAUCCUCAAAGUCCUCGACGAGUUCGCCAUCGAGCGCAUCAUCCGGAAGGGCUCCAACGAAUCCCACAUCAAGGGCCAACUCCUCGAGGAAAUCAUGGAGGCCCACAUUAUCCCUUGGCUGCGGAAGCGCGAGGCCGGCUUCGCUCUGGGUGUCGCCGUCCCCGAGGGUAAAACUCUCGAGUACAUUCCCGGGCACACGAUCCUCAGCGCUUCGGAAAGGGCUCCGAGCCAGGUCACGGAUGGCAUGAUUGGGUAUUGGGACAAGGACGUUUUCCACAUCCUCGGCAUCUUUGAGGUCAAGGCCGGUAAAAGGGCCCUCUCGAAGCCGAUCCAACGCGGACGGAACCCCGCAUCUGUCUUCAUCGACGGCAAGCUCACCCAGGUGCACAUGUCUCCGCAAUCCACCAAAUUCUUCGGCAUCGUCACCAAGGGUCGACGCGUCGACCAUCUCGAGACCCAGGUCACGGCCGCCGGCUUCAAAUUCGAGGCCAUCGCCGCCCCCAUCACCAACGCGGAACUCAAUUCGGCGACCAAGAGGCUUGCAGAGCUAGGCGCCGCGACGGUACCGAAGCCGCCGUAG
Parascedosporium putredinis is the source of this 1563-nucleotide messenger RNA. The record is from the annotation of a GenBank genome assembly. NCBI's taxonomy places the organism in Eukaryota, Fungi, Ascomycota, Sordariomycetes, Microascales, Microascaceae.